AUGGCGCGGAGCCUGGCGGCGCCUCGCGGCUUGAGGAGGCUGUUCUCAACCUCUUCGUUCUUUCCUCCGCCGACUGCGGCGGCGGCGGCGGCUGAGUCCCGAGUGGAGCCUGAGCCCAACACCAACCUAUUUGUCUCAGGGCUGAGUAAACGUACUACUACGGAGAAACUACGCGAAGCCUUUUCUCAGUUUGGUGAAGUCGUUCAUGCUAGGGUGGUGUCUGACCGAAUUUCAGGAUAUUCAAAGGGUUUUGGCUUUGUCAGAUAUGCUACAUUGGAAGAUGCUGCAAAAGGUGUCGAGGGUAUGAAUGGAAAGUAUCUACAUGGUUGGGUCAUAUUUGCCGAGUACGCAAGGCCCAGGCCACCACCUACCUCGCCUCCCAACAACGGGUUUCCUUGAUACAGUCAUCAAUGAAAUUUUUUCUUCCAAUG
Messenger RNA from Syzygium oleosum, 431 nucleotides. RefSeq names its product organelle RRM domain-containing protein 2, mitochondrial. Gene Ontology annotation, cellular component: mitochondrion. Gene Ontology annotation, molecular function: RNA binding. Gene Ontology annotation, biological process: mitochondrial mRNA modification. The transcript is spliced from 4 exons. Lineage: Eukaryota; Viridiplantae; Streptophyta; Magnoliopsida; Myrtales; Myrtaceae. The coding region runs from base 1 to 399 and encodes 132 amino acids. The record is from RefSeq and is a predicted model, not a curated record.